Messenger RNA from Nanorana parkeri, 728 nucleotides. RefSeq names its product tropomyosin alpha-3 chain-like. The record is from RefSeq and is a predicted model, not a curated record. Gene Ontology annotation, biological process: actin filament organization; muscle contraction. The transcript is spliced from 7 exons. Gene Ontology annotation, cellular component: actin filament. Gene Ontology annotation, molecular function: actin filament binding. The annotation marks the transcript as partial. NCBI's taxonomy places the organism in Eukaryota, Metazoa, Chordata, Amphibia, Anura, Dicroglossidae.
AUGUCUGUAGGUCGGCUCUCCCCGGUGCGCAGUCCAUACAGGCCGUCAGGGAGAAGAUACAAAGCCUGCAGAAGCUGGCGGACGAUGCCGAGGAUCGGGCCCAUCUUAUCCAGAGGGACCUGGAUGUGGAGAGACAGACAGACAGACAGGCUGAGUCUGACGUGGCCUCUCUGAACAGACGUAUCCAGCUGGUAGAGGAGGAGUUGGACCGGGCCCAGGAAAGACUUGCCACGGGUCUGCAGAAGCUGGAGGAGACGGAGAAGGCCGUGGAUGAAAGCGAAAGAGGGAUGAAGGUCAUUGAGAACAGAGCCACCAAAGAUGAAGAGAAGAUGCAUGACCAGGAUCUGCAGCUGAAAGAGGCCAAGCACGUAGCUGAGGACUCUGACAGAAAAUAUGAGGAGGUUGCCCGGAAACUAGUGGUGAUUGAGACAGACCUGGAACGAUCUGAAGAGAGAGCUGAAGUUGCUGAGAGUCGCUACCGACAGCUAGAGGCAGAACUGCGAACAAUGGACCAAGCCUUGAAAUCUGUGAUAGCAGCAGAGGAAGAGACUGAUUCUCGAGUUGAGUUUGCUGAGAAAUCCGUAGCCAAGCUGGAGAAAACCAUCGAUGACCUGGAAGAGACCCUUGCAGCGGCUAAAGAGGAGCAGAUUGAAAUUCAGCAGACACUGGACCAGACGUUGGUGGAGUUGAACAACAUGUAAUGAUGACGUUUCGGCACGGAUCCUCCA